CCCUUUUCGCUCCCGUUCGGUUCUCCCUCCCUCCCUCCGUCCGCUGCAAAGCGAAGCAAAGCUUCCAGAAAGAAGGGAAAGGGGAAGGAACCAAGCCUCGCCUCGAGUCCCUCCAAAUGCUUUGAUCUCCGUUGCUGGGCUUUCCCGAUCUCUUCUCUUUUCCAUGGCGCGCGUCCUCCCCCUCAGCAUCGAGGCAGGGGAGAUGGCCAGAGGCGAAGAGGGGGUGACAGACAUGCCAAGUUCUUCAGCUGGGGUAUCAUGCAUGGGGAUUGAGCAUUCUGAGCAAAACACAAAGGAUGAUGAAUAUGCGAGGCUGGUCACACCAGCUCAACAUGCAACAUCUGAUGUUAAUGCAGCAACUUUACCUGGGCAACCAAAGUCAAGAUCCUUCAUUUGGUGGAUGAAAGUUCUGCUUGGCUGCUUCCUUCUUAUAUUAGUGGGUUUCGUCUUUGUGAAAUGGGGGAUCCCCUUUGCCUUUGAGAAGGUUCUAUUGCCAAUCAUGCAAUGGGAAGCAAGUGCUUUUGGGCGUCCAGUAUUGGCUGCUGUGCUCAUUGCAUCUUUGGCUCUCUUUCCAGUUAUUCUAGUCCCUUCUGGACCUUCUAUGUGGUUAGCAGGAAUGAUCUUUGGUUAUGGUUGGGGUUUCUUGAUUAUUAUGGUUGGGACUAGUAUUGGCAUGGUGGUACCGUAUUGGAUUGGCUCAUUGUUCCGCGAACGUCUACAUGCAUGGCUGACAAAGUGGCCUCAGCAAAUAGCACUAAUAAAACUUGCGGGUGAAGGGAAUUGGUUCCAGCAGUUUCGAGUUGUUGCGCUUUUCAGAAUCUCGCCAUUCCCAUAUACAAUAUUUAACUAUGCCGUAACUGUGACAGAAAUUAAGUUCAACCCUUAUCUGUGUGGUUCAGUUGCGGGAAUGGUACCUGAGGCAUUCAUCUAUAUCUACAGUGGGCGGUUAAUACAUACACUGGCAGACAUGAAGUAUGGAAACUAUAAGAUGACACCGGUGGAGAUAACGUACAACAUCAUCUCCUUCAUCGUUACUAUCACCCUCACAGUCGCCUUCACAGUGUAUGCCAAGAGAGCUCUGAAUGACAUAAAAAGGACAGAAGGUAUCUGUAAAGAAGUUCGCAGCCCUACUGGCUCGGGUGCGCUUAAGAAACGUCACCAGGAGCGUGCCGAUUCACAUUCCGUAGAAGUAGAUGUUGUAUAAUGGUACAUCCACCGGGAGAGUAGAUACGAUUGCUUGAGACGAGCCAAGUAGGCGGUAGGGUACACUAGGGUCACUAGGCUACGAUAGCAGGUGAAUAGUGUGCGUCCAGCUGAUGUGGUUUACUUGAUUCACUUCGUGUACUUGUCUGCACGGCCAUACUUGAAUACACAGAUGCAGUGUACUGACCGAGCUUUGCGGCUAUCAGCAAUGUAGUUGUUUCAGAUACUUGAUGUUA
Phragmites australis (common reed) is the source of this 1439-nucleotide messenger RNA. RefSeq lists its product as uncharacterized. NCBI's taxonomy places the organism in Eukaryota, Viridiplantae, Streptophyta, Magnoliopsida, Poales, Poaceae. Bases 164 to 1204 code for a protein of 346 amino acids. The record is from RefSeq and is a predicted model, not a curated record. The transcript has 5 exons.